Messenger RNA from Aspergillus tubingensis, 1614 nucleotides. RefSeq names its product MFS transporter. Gene Ontology annotation, molecular function: transmembrane transporter activity. Gene Ontology annotation, biological process: transmembrane transport. The transcript is spliced from 4 exons. Lineage: Eukaryota; Fungi; Ascomycota; Eurotiomycetes; Eurotiales; Aspergillaceae. The record is from RefSeq and is a predicted model, not a curated record. Bases 1 to 1614 code for a protein of 537 amino acids.
AUGGCAUUCAUAUACCAGUAUCGGGGCUUGCGACGAUACGUGAACGAGCUGGUCGAUGACGCCAGUCGUGCCCAGCACGAGUCAUCUUCCUCUGAUCACGCAUCGCCGCAGCCUCUUGGACACCCACCGAGUAAGAUCAGAGAUCCCUCUCAAAUCCCUGGAAUUUCCUUGAAAUCGGAUUGUAACGGUGAAAAGUACUAUGAGGUAUCUUGGGCAACCCACGAUCCCUUCAACCCGCAGGAAUGGUCGCAUGCCCGCCGAGUCGCCUCCACAAUGUGUGUCUGCCUGAUCGCCUUGGUCACCACCAUGGCAUCAGCGAUCGAUUCCGCCGUUCUGACCGAAGCUUCCCGGCACUUUGGAGUUUCCCAAGUCGCCGAAUCACUCGCAACUGGCCUGUACCUCAUUGGCUUCGGAGUCGGUGCGCUUAUUGCCAGUCCCAUGUCUGAAAUCGUUGGCCGAUUCCCCGUCUACAUUGGCGCUUUGAUUAUCUUCGGAUCCUGGAUUCUCGGUGCUGCGUUAGCUCCGAAUUUCGGGUCACAGUUGGUCUUCCGCUUCCUCGCGGGACUCUGUGGUUCUGCGCCUCUGACUGUUGCGGGUGGUUCGAUUUCCGACGUGUGGAGUACGCUGGAGAAAACCUUCGGGUUCCCCAUCUUUGCAAUCCCCGGGUUUGGCGGGCCUAUCCUUGGACCCGUUGUCGGAGCAUACAUCGGUUACAGUCCCCACAUCAGUUGGAGGUGGGCUGAAUGGAUCAUGCUCAUUUUUGACGGUCUGGUGAUAGGCAUCAUCUUUCUCUUCAAGCGCGAGACCUUUGCACCUCAACUCCUGUACUACAAAGCCAAGUUCUUCCGCGAAGCGACCGGAGAUGCGCGGUUCAAGACAGCCGGCGAGGCGUCGGGAUCGGGAAGCCUGCUGCCCGUGUUGAAGAGGAACUUCACUCGUCCUUGGCUACUUCUCAUGGAGCCAAUCGUGAUCUUCUUCACGUUUUACUUGACAGUUGUCUACAUUGUCCUGUUCACGUUCCUGGACGGAUAUGUCUACAUCUUCGCCGAUACAUACGGAAUCAACGAAGGCCUAGCCAACAUUUGCUUUCUGGGACUUUUCAUUGGGAUCCUCACCAGCAUGGUCCUCGUCCCUAUCCUUUAUCGCAAAACAGCCAAACAGUUGCGAGACGCUGGUGAUGACGGCUCCGGUCGCAUGAUAGACAGAGAGUCGCGUCUCUUCUUCGCGCAAAUCGGAGCCCCAGCCAUUCCGAUCGGUCUUUUCUGGAUGGGAUGGACUGACUAUCCUUCCAUCGCUAUUUGGUCUCCCCUAGCCGCCUCGAUCGCCGUAGGUUUCGGAGUCAUCUGUAUCUUCCUCUCAGCCUACAUGUAUAUUAUAGACUCCUAUCAGCAGUACGCGGCGUCUGCACUGACCUUCGUGGCACUGGUUCGGUAUCUGGCUGCGGGCGGAAUGACGGUGGUCGGAAUCCCGAUGUAUUCGAAUCUUGGCACUCAUUGGACGCUCACUGUUCUUGGGAUCAUCAGUGCGGUGGCUGCACCCAUUCCCUACGUACUGACCUUCUGGGGUCCUUGUCUGCGGAAGAGGAGUAAGUGGGCCACAGCUAUUUCGGCUUGA